Messenger RNA from Hypoxylon fragiforme, 2779 nucleotides. RefSeq lists its product as uncharacterized. The record is from RefSeq and is a predicted model, not a curated record. Lineage: Eukaryota; Fungi; Ascomycota; Sordariomycetes; Xylariales; Hypoxylaceae. The transcript is spliced from 3 exons. Bases 227 to 2485 code for a protein of 752 amino acids.
AAAUCCCUGGGAGAUUAGAGAUAUAAUCUGUUCGCGUCCGUGGGAGCUAUUGGUUAUAACUUAUAAGUGGUUAUAUAUCUGCGGAUUUCAUUAAGUAAGUAGGUAUGUAGGUCAAUAGUGUUGCUGUUGCUGCUGCUGCUGUUGUUGUUGCUGCUUUCUUCACCUUGUCUUUCCUGCACCUAUCAACUAGAUCGGUAAGGUAGUCAGUCGAGUCUGUCUAGUAACCAUGAGGUGCUCCGUGGUCAGCGCCUUAGCGCUUGCUCCCUUAGCUAGUAGCUCCAAGAUUGUCUAUAGAGCUGACAACACCACAAGCGCGUCGACAACGGCCCCGGCCCCGACAGCGACAGAGCCUUGCGCAAUUGUAAGCGCAACAUGGGCUGCCCAGAUAAGCGCAACGCCUACGCCCAUAAUUGAGGCGUCAGUCGCUUACGAUUGUCUCAAUUCGGUCCCAAUCAACAAGGGUGGCGCCCUCAAAUUUAUUGACGAGCUCAUACCAUAUGUUGAGUGGCAGUCUGACACCGCCUUCAAGAGGAAUCCGCCACUCGAUUAUUCCUACCCUCCCACCGACCUCUGGGCCACGAUCGCCAGGGUAAGAGCGGACCUUGAAGCAGACAAAUACCCUAAUGAGUACGCAUGGCAAGCCGAUCUAUACGCGAGUUUAUUUGGACCGGCGCAUGAUGGCCAUUUUGUAGUUUACCCCGACGCUCUGUCUGCUGCCCUGGAGUGGCAGAGGCCCUUUGCCUUGGUUUCAAUCAGCGAAGAAGGACCCGAUGGCUCUGCGCCAGUGAUCAAGGUGUACGAUGACGUCGUCUCUGGCGUAGAAGCACCGUCCACCGUAAAGCUCAUCAAUGGACUUGACGCAACUACUUUUAUCCAAGGUUGGAUUAACCAAGCCUCAGGCAAUCAGGAUGCAGAUGCCGCUUACAACUCCAUGUUCUUCGAGAAAGCGUUCGUGGCCGAGAACAAGAACCAGGGCUACUUCCAAACAGGAGGCCGAGUGAGAUACAUCUACCCUGGCAACAUCACCUCUUUCACUUUUGAAAACGGAACAGUAUUAGACCUACCGAAUCAAGCGAGACUCAAGAAUGAUUGGACUGGUGUCGUCGAUGGGCCGUCCUUUUUCAAAGUCUUCUGUUCUGGCGCCCGUUCCAGUCUUCUGGAAGAGACACCAACGACCACAACGUCGGCACCGCUUGUACCUGCCGCCACAAACGCAGCCCCUAUCGUAGGAUACCCCGACCCCGUAAUCAUAUCCGCCGACUCCUCCAUCUCCGGGUACUUCAUUGAUCAACCCGGCUUCGAAAAUGUCGCCGUCCUCGUUAUGCUCUCCUUCUCACCAGACGACCCCGUUGAGUUCCAGCGUGUUGCCCAAGACUUCUAUGCAGCUGCCAAGGAGGCUGGGAAGACGAAGCUCGUUGUCGACGUACAGGCCAAUGGUGGUGGAUAUAUCUUCCUCGGGUACGAUGGUUUCCGUCAACUAUUCCCCGACAUAGUUCAGGAAGGGUUGGGCCGUUGGCGGCAACAUCCUGGGUUUGCAGCCAUCUCGAAGGUAUUCUCCGACAUAUCUGAAGACUUCAACCCCGACACCGCUCGUCCCGAUAUAAUCAAUUCCUAUGAGUCUGUUUUCAACUGGCGAUACGACCUGAACAUCACGGACGAGAACUUCACAUCCUACGAGGAUAAGUUUGCGCCUCAACUAUUCGGGGGUGACACCUACACCAACCUCAUGCAGUGGAAUUUUAGUGACCCGUUAAGCACCAUCAACUCAACUUACGGUUUUGGUACCGAUAUAACCGGAUACCGAAGUCGCCAGAAUUUCACUCGACCGUUUGGUGGACCCGAAAACGUGGUGCUUUUACUCGACGGAUACUGCGCAUCGACAUGCACAUUAUUCGCCGAGUUUCUACGAGCGAACGCUGGGGUUAAGAGCAUUGCUAUGGGUGGACGACCGACCAAGGAAGGCUUGAUCCAGGGCGUAGGCGGCGUAAAAGGCUCGCAGAGCUACGGCUUCGCCGACGUUUACCUGCAAGCUCGGACCGCGCUUCGGUACACGAACGAUUCGGAAAUCCAGGACACGUUGCGUAACUACACGACUUAUGUCAUCGACCGCAGCACGGCGGCUAGCUUAAAUGUAAAGGAUCAGAUCCUCCAUGGUAACCUCGAGGAUGGGAUCCCUGCCCAGUUCGUCGUCGAGGAAUCCGACUGCCGGCUGUGGUGGACCGCGCCGAUGGUUGGUGACAUAACAGAACUGUGGAAAGCUGCAGCAACAGCAGCCUUCAAGGGGGGCAAGUGUGCGUAUGGCGCUAUUGACAGCCCCCCAAGCACAACAACACAGAGGAGGGUACCCUCUGGCCCGGCACCAUUCGACAAGCCGAGAUUCCCGGUCCCGAACACGAUAGGGACAGUUUCACUACCAAAGAAGCGGGACAUUGUGCAGAAGAGCUCAGCCUUCAUGGCCAAUCAGUUCAUGAAAGUCGUAGACUAGGACACCAUUUCAUCUACUGUGAUGAGCGUCGCAGUUUGGCAUAUACGGAUUCCUUGAUGUAGAUCCACCUCUAUAGGGUAAUGUAGAUGAGAGACGAUAUUUCAGGGCAUGUAAUGUAUGGAACAGUUUAAAUAACGCUAUUUUCGCCGAGAGUUUCCCACAUUUAACAUUUCCUCGGAGGGUGUGCCGAACAUUGUCGUGAUUGACCUAUCCUUUGCAGCUUAUAAUUCGCGAGUAGACGAGCUCGUGUACCUACUCUAUCAUAACGAAAGGAGGGUGUCCACCAUAUUCACC